AGCAAUAAUAGCAGAAUUUGAAAUCAAAAUGUUUUUGUAGAUGAUUGGAGGAAGUGUUGAAUAGAUGAUUUAAAAAAAUGAGAAUUCUCAUGAAUAAAAAUACUUGAGUCGUCUUAAUAAUUCUUAAUAAAAAAAAGAUUAUUCAAAUAUUACAUUGGAUAAUCUUAUUAGUAUAAAGAAAUUAGGACAAGGUUAAUUUGGUAAUGUGUAUUUAGUAAGGACUGUUUAAGAAGAUAAAAUGUAUGCAUUAAAAUGUAUAAGUAAAGCAUAGAUAGUGGAAUAACAUUUAGAGAGACAUUUAGCUGUAAUAUAAUAUAUUUAAUGAAUUAGCAAGAGAAAUAAGUCUUAUAGACAAUAAAUUUUCCAUUUUUAAUGCAAUUUUAUAAAAGCAUGAGAGAUUAAAAUUACAUAUACUUUUUGAUUGAAUUUAUAAAGGGUAUGGAAUUAUUCGAUGUAAUUCGAGAGAUUGGAUUACUUAGUAUGAUGGAUUCACAAUUUUACAUAGGAUCAUUAUUAAUAUGUGUAGAGUAUUUACAUAAAUUAUAAAUUAUAUAUCGUGAUAUAAAACCUGAAAAUAUUAUGGUUGAUGAGAAAGUAUAAUACAUUUUAAAUAAUAUAGGGUUACUUAAGAAUGAUUGAUAUGGGUACAGCAAAAUUCUUAAAUUAAAAAUCUAUUAGAACAUAUACAAUAAUUGGUACACCUCAUUAUAUGGCACCUGAAAUAAUUACAGGAAAAGGAUAUACAUUUAGUGUAGAUUUAUGGUCAAUUGGUGUUUGUUUAUAUGAAUUUAUGUGCGGUGGAGUACCAUAUGCUGAAGAUGCAGAUGAUCCUUAUGAAAUUUAUGAAGAAAUCUAAAAAAAAUCUUUAGUUUUUCCACCUUUUAUGAAAGAUAAGAAAGCAAAAAAAUUAAUAGAUUAAUUAUUGUCUAAAACACCAGAAGUUCGUUUAGGUGGUAGUUAUGCUGCAUUAAAAGCUAAUAAUUGGUUUGAUAAAUUUGAUUGGGUAUUAUUUUUAAAUUAAUAUAUCUUUAAGGAUAAACUUAUGGAUAAAGAACUCAAACCUCCAUUUAUUCCAAAAAAAACUAGAAUGAUUUCAGAUAAAGAUAUAUAAAAUGCUUUAAAUAAUGGGAAAUUAGCUUCAAAAGAAAUAAAUUCAGUUGGUGUAAUUUAUAAAAAAGAAAGAGCUAGAGAUCCUAAUUGGGAUAACAAUUAUUGA
This is a messenger RNA of Paramecium sonneborni, 1216 nucleotides long. The record is from the annotation of a GenBank genome assembly. Lineage: Eukaryota; Ciliophora; Oligohymenophorea; Peniculida; Parameciidae.